AUGUCUGUCCCGCUGCUAAAUGAAUGCAAGUGCAAUAUAUGCACAGUGGAUAGCGCUGUUCUUCCGGGAUGGAGGUCUCUCCUUGACAAAGAGUUUCAGGCUGAGUACUUCUCAAAGAUCAAAAAGUAUCUGCACACCACAAAAUUCUAUCCCCUGCCCUCCAAGAUCCUUCGGUGUCUAUCUUUCUUCGAGUGCUCUGACACAAAGGUUGUGAUACUCGGCCAGGACCCAUACCACGGCCGAGACCAGGCAGAGGGUCUCUCCUUUUCCGUGCCUGUGGGAGUGCGCCCUCCCCCAAGCCUCCUCAACAUCCGCAAGGAGAUCCUCAGCAGCACAGGGAUAAAAUCAGCGUGUGUGGGAGGAUCCCUCACCUCCUGGGCGCGGCAGGGUGUUCUUCUUCUGAACAGCACUCUAACGGUCACCCCAGAGAAGCCUCGCUCGCACGCUAGCAUAGGAUGGAUGAGAUUCACUGAUGAAAUCAUUCAGCUGGUGAGCAGAGAGUCAACAGGCACUGUGUUUAUGCUCUGGGGAAAGGACGCGCAGGAGAAGAGGCCUCUCAUCGAUGAGAGCAAGCACCUCGUCCUCGCAACCUCCCAUCCCAGCCCCUUCAGCGCGCGCAGAGGGUUCCUGGGGAGCCAGCACUUUAUGCUGGCAAAUGCGUACCUUGCGUCCAAGGGGAAGAAACCGAUUAUUUGGUGA
Molecule: messenger RNA, 699 nt
Organism: Nematocida minor
Lineage: Eukaryota; Fungi; Microsporidia
Product: uracil-DNA glycosylase
Exons: 1
Coding region: 1-699 (232 amino acids)
Biological process (GO): base-excision repair; base-excision repair, AP site formation via deaminated base removal
Cellular component (GO): nucleus; mitochondrion
Molecular function (GO): uracil DNA N-glycosylase activity
Source: RefSeq, a predicted model, not a curated record